Molecule: messenger RNA, 234 nt
Organism: Strongylus vulgaris
Lineage: Eukaryota; Metazoa; Nematoda; Chromadorea; Rhabditida; Strongylidae
Source: the annotation of a GenBank genome assembly
AUGCCAGAAUCGGGAUAUCAGAAGAAGGGAAGCACAGGAUCGGGAGAUUUGGACCAGAACUUCGAAAUGAGAAUGGUGACCGUAUUGUUGAGCUCUUAUCUGCCGCACGACUUUUACAUGGCAACUCCAUUUUCAAGAAGAAAGAGUACCGGCAGUGGACAUAGUGGUCACCCAACGGUACGACUCAAGCGCAGAUCGACUACAUUCUCGCCAACCGAAGGUGGUACUUACUAG